Vitrella brassicaformis is the source of this 4821-nucleotide messenger RNA. Lineage: Eukaryota; Vitrellaceae. The record is from the annotation of a GenBank genome assembly.
GUGCAAGCGGGCCGAUCGGCCUGUUCGGCUGCCCUUAGAUGCUCACUCGACUGCAGUGAUUGCUUUGCCUGCGCCGAAGGCAGUGAUUGGGGAGGGAAGGAUGUCGCGAAGCGUCGAGAACCGGCUCGCAACAAGUGUUUUUUCGCACCCUAACUCGUCGGGCGACGGUUCUUUCAAAUCAACGCGUAUGUGCGUGUGUGUGUGGACAAAUGCAUGAUGAGUGCAUGGCAGUGUCUGCGGCCUCUGCAGCCAAUGGAUACAGUGACCAACCCGACGCAUGUCUCUCGUUAACACACGGUUGCUGAUGUGACUGACGCACACAUGGCAUGAUACUGUCUGUCUGUCUACCCUGUUCGUUCUACACGCACCCAUCCCCCCACCCCAACAGGCACAACAAGCACACACGCACGAUGAUGGAUGGCCGGGCCCAUAAAGGACUUUGCAAAUCACAUCUAGUAAAACACCCGCACGCACAUGUGCAACGUCACGCGCUCGGCAGGCAGGCAGGCAGGCAGGCAGGCAAAUCAAUCAAUCCCCCCCGCCCAUCGACACACACACACACACACACACCACACACACACACAGACACACAUACAACGCACAGAUGAAGCAGUCCCACCAGGUGAGCCGGCCGGCCGAUCGGCCUGUGUGAGUCGGCACACACGCAUCCGGCCGGCCGGCCGGCAGGCACGCCGCAGCCAAGAAAUGAUAAGCACACUGUCUGUCUUACGCACCUACCUACGCGUGCGUACCAACGAUUGGUAAUACGAAAAAAUGAAUGGCUGGCUGGCUGGCUGGCUGUACAAGAAGAGAUUCGUGGAGGAUGGCUGGCUUGGCUGGAUGGAUAAGUGGAUGGAUAAGUGGAUUGGAUGGGUGUGGUUUGGUGAGUGUAUUGUGUGUGUGAGAGUCUGUGGCCUCGCGUCGCGUGUGACUCGACUGUUUGGGAAAAUUGACACGCGUGAGAUGGCGUACGAACGUCCACCCAUCCGCUUUGGGAGAGAUAGUGCUGCUGAGCUGAGCUGACAUCAUCUACGUCUGGCUGGCUGGCUGGCUGGCUGCAUGGCUGCAUGGCUGGCUGCACGCACACGAUGGACGGAUGGACGGAUGGAUGGAUGGAUGGUACAACAAGACAGACGGAAAAACAGCCGUGACGAGCAACAGCCUGCCUGCGAUUGGUAACUACGUAAGAAGGGCACCGCCCCGCCCCGCCCCGCCCACAUGCAAUUUACUUGCGAUAGAUCGCUACGAUUACUGCAUCCACUCACUGUACAGAAGGGCAAAUAACACACCAACCAACCAACCAAAAGCAAGACACACCGAACGAACAUCCACCCCACCUGUACACUAAGUACAACACCCAACACACAACACACAACGAAGCCAAUGCAUGCACUAUAAUGUACAAAAAGACCAAAACACACCGAACGAACGAACGAACGAACCGACCAGCCCAACCUAACCCAGCGGGCGACACCCACCCAACCACGCACGCAAACCGUAAACAAAACCCAACUGGCUGACAACACACACAAACCGAAAAACCGACCCUCACCCCAACCGACCCUCAACCGACCAUCCGCCACACCAACAGGCAAGCUAACCUCUCUUUCUAUACACUCACUUCCACGUGGACCCACACACAACCCAACCCAACCCAACCCGCCGAAUGAAUGCAUUGGGUCUGUCUGUCUGUCUACUUUCUUUACUUGCCCUUGAGGUGCCGAACGCGUGACGUUUUCUUGGCCUGCACGCACUGGCCCGUCUUGUCGUCGUACACAAAGUGCUUGGGGCAGCUGCGCUUGGGUUUGGCCGUGUCGACCCGCUGACACCUCGCGCCCUUCUCGUCGCCCUCCACCGGAGAGUAGUUCUUGGGGCAGUAGGUCUCUUUCGCCUCAUACGCCUUGCCCUCACACAUACUGCAGACAGACAGACACACAAAGAAGAGACAGCCACGCGGGCAUUGGAGUGAGUGACUGAGUGAGGGUGUGUUCGUGUGUUCGUGGGCGGGGAGCGAGGGAGGGAGAGGGUGCGGUACCUACCCAGUGUUUCGGUUGUAUGUCGUGUCGUCCGAGCAUUGCCGUGCAGGCCCCUGGUAGACGUCGGUGACGCACUCGCCGUUGAUGAGGUAAUACUUGGGCGGACAGUAUCGCGUGGGCGGCACCUGCUGCGUCUGAUGAACCACACACACACACACACACACGCACACGCACAAAGCGACACACACCGAGGUAAAUGGUGUUUGUGCUUGCAUGCUACGCGUGUGAAUGUCCGUGAGUUAGUUACCUUUUCGCACAUGUUGUCUUUGUACUCGUAGGACUUGGGGCACAGCAGCUUCGGCUGCCCUUGGAGCUCCUGCACACACCGGUCCUUCUCGAGGUCAUACUCUGCACCAACACACCACACCAACAACACUUGAGGGGACUGGACUGCCGAAAAGGCCAACGGCCGAUCUCACUCACUCACCAGGUGGGCAGUCGUAGUCGGGCCUGGCCUCGACGUACUUAAUGCACACAGUACCGUCUUCGCUGAGAAUGGUGCCCUUGGGACACCUGGGCUCCUCGUUGGCCUCUCUCACCCUCUCGCACACACCAUUUCGCAGCGUGUACCUGACCAAACAGAGUGAACACAACACAACACAUUACGGAAGGAACAACAGACACUGAUAGAUGCAGCAGAGAUUGGGGCAGUACGCCCCUCCCUCCCUCUCUCUCUCUCUCUCUCUCUCUUCAUGUGUGUGUCGCAUACCCUUCAGGGCAUUUCUGCGUGACGUUUGCCGUCCUCAUUCGCACGCACGUGUUGUUGACCACCUCGUAGUCGGGCGGGCAAGUGAACUGAGGCAAGACCUCUUCCUCUUUCUCACACGGGGGAGGGCUGCCGUCCUGCAAUCCACAACACACACACAUACACCACACAGCACACACACAUUUUCGAGCCCGUCUGUUUGCUGACGCACUCACUGACGCACUCACCGAGCAGACAGUCUCUGGCGGUUCGGUCAUGAUUUGGCAGACCGACUUCUCGCAGUUGCCUGUCUGAUUGUUGUAGGUGUACGCUGCGGGGCACUUGAUGACCUCGUCCAGGAUCUCCUCCUUCUUGCACACCCCGUCGACCAGCUCCCCGUCGUCGCACGAGGCCGUGGCCACCAGCUGGUCCUCCUGCACACACUCGUCGUUCCUGCAGGAAUGAAACAAUGAAACGAACCAGCCAAAACACACACACACACACACACAUAGGAGAGAUCUAUCGGUCACAUGCCGUCCUGUCUGUCCUUGCAACGUACGCGGUGUAUUCAUAGCCCUCGGGACACUCCUUCUCAGUGUCGGUCUGCUCCAGUGCCACACAAGUGCCGUUCCGCCGCUCAUAGCCGUCGGGACAGACCCCCUCAGCAGGGCCCGCCACCUGCUUGACGCAUACCCCAUCGGCGUGGUCGCCCUUCUUGUGAUGCUUCGGAGCCGCCACCACGUGCUUCUUGUGGUGCGUCUUCGGCGGCGUCACCUCUUUCUUGUGAUGCUUCUCGGGCGCGGGAGCCGUCUUCUUGUGGUGCUUCGGGGGCGGGCUCUUCUUGGGCGGGGGCUCUUUCUUGGCUUGCAGCUGGCGAGUGUGCUUCUUGUGUCGGUGGGGCUGGAAGUCGUAACCGUCGGGGCAUGACGGCGUGGGGUCCUCAUACUUCUUGCGCACACACACACCUGGCACGCGACACACAGAAGAAUCAAUUGAUGGGAGCAUGCUUGCAGACCAGACCGGGGCAUGGCAUGGUGACCGACCGUUUCUGUAGGUGCCUUCGUCGCACUCCUCCUUCGGAUGCAGCUGCAUCACCCUGAUGCAGGUCAUCUCACCGGGCUUCUUCUCGUACCCCUUCGGGCACCUCAUCUGUACAAGGAAUGCACCAAACCCAUGCAUGGAUGUGUGUGGUUCUUGCCUGCCUCAGGGGAGGGGUGUCUAGUCUACCUGGGGGUCCGCCCUCUUGGUGGUGACGCACUUGCCGUCGAACUUCUCGGUGCCGUCGGGGCAGUCGACGUCGGGCGGGUGCGAUAUCACCUUCACACACUGACGCUUGUUGCUGCUGUCCGGUUUGUAGCCUGUGUAUGACACACACACACACAGACAGAGGCACAGAAAGGGAUCUGCAGAUGUGGCCCAAUCUGAAUAUAUAUAUAUAUAUAUGUGUGUGUGUGUGUGUAUGUGUGUGUGUGUGUGUCGCGUACCACUUGGACAUCGCACCUCUGCAGGAGCGUACUCAACCUGCGUGUGUCCAUGGAGCAAUCACACACACGAACGCCCCCCACCAAUCCGAUCAUCAACCGGGUGUGUGUGUGUGUGUGUGUGUGUGUGUGAGCGUGGCCCCAUGCCCAUGCGCACCUUUUCGCAUUGCUUGCCAAUCAUCUCAUAGCCCUUGGGACACUCAUGCGUCGGCGCUGCUACUGUCGACCCUGCAUGACAUGACAGGAUGAAAACCAUCACAACACUGAGGCAGGCCCUCAUGCAUCCCUUCAUCUCAUCUUCUCGCGCACCUUUCUUGGUGCCCUGGGCCGCACCCCUGAAGCUCAUCAGCGCCCACAGGAAGAAUAAAAGACGGAGGUGGAACGGUAAAGCGAACGACGACGAUGUCGAUGAGGGCCUCAUCGGACAGACGAGAGAGACAGAUCAGUCACACACACAGAUAGAUAAAAACGACAGAAAGAAUCAACUGCCUCAAGGCUGUGGCUUGGGUGUGGUGUAUGCGAUAGAUGUGGGAGGUGCGAUGCGAUAUCUGGUGCCAGGUGCGUGCGAUGGUACGAUAGGUACGAAACCUAAAUGGUCUGGGCUCCCUCCUCCCCUCUG